UAGUUAACUCAUUCUGUAAGAAUUUUGCUUUCAUUCGUGGUGAUUUUGACAGUGUUUUGCCAUCUGUUUUCAAUAUUUCUAGUGACAAGAUUGAAGGUUAGACUACACAAUGUUUAAAAAUUCAAAUCAUCUAGUUUGUAAGAUCUUAUUUGUCGUGGCAUUCAUUUUCAUAAAGGAUUCCAUCGCCAGAAGCAAAGAGAGCGCACCGAGGGACGUUCGUUACGACGAUCAACUCAAACGAGACAAUACUGGAGUUAUAUCAGAUAAAGAGGUCUGGAGUUCCUCUGGGUCCGGUUUUGGGACCACUCCAAGAGAAAAUAAAGAUACCGCGCAGGUAGCCAGCGCCACAGUUCCUAUUCUUCCAGCUAUGCCGAGAUUCAAAACAAUAUCAGAUGAACUCAAAUGGAAAUUCAACAAAGCCAGAGAAAGUUUGAAGAAAGCAAAGCAAUAUGUCGCUCUGGCUGAACUAACCGCUGCCAAGAAACAUCGCGGUACAAAAAACGAAAAGGAAGUCAAGAAGAUUAUUACUAAUACCGAAGUUGCUUUGGUUCACGCCGGGGAUAAAAUGGGCCUUGAUUACGUGCAUUAUAAGAGAAGUAUCGAUGAUGACGACGAAUAGUUAUUGAUUGGUACUACUGAUGCCGACUAUAUCUAUCGAUUGGAAUCACGAAAAGAAUACAUAAACAAUAUACAAAUAAUAAGAAUAAGAAUCUGGACAAAAGGCACAGUCGAUUCAUGAGUCGCGGAAAAAAUUUGCGAAUAAAAAAGAAAUCGGCAGGA
Molecule: messenger RNA, 780 nt
Organism: Actinia tenebrosa (Australian red waratah sea anemone)
Lineage: Eukaryota; Metazoa; Cnidaria; Anthozoa; Actiniaria; Actiniidae
Source: RefSeq, a predicted model, not a curated record